CGGACACGGGCACGGCCGGGGAGAGAAUCCCGCCCUGCCAGCGACCAGCCGCACCCGCGGGGCGAUCAGCGCUCUCUGGGCACCCUCCAGCCGCCUCUCCGCCCGCUGCUGGCUGCUCCGGCCGCUCAGGCGGUGGCGGGGCAGCCCGGCGCGGCGCGGCAGCGCGGAAGGCCCGGGGGGCGGGAAGCGGCGGCGCCAUGUCGGUGAGCGAGAUGUUCGCGGGGCUGCAGGCAGCGCUCGGCCAGGACCAGGACAUCCGAGAGGAGAUCCGGAAGGUGGUGCAGGCGCUGGAGCAGACGGCGCGGGAGAUGCUGACGCUGCUGCAGGGCGUGCACCAGGGGCCCGGCUUCCAGCACAUUCCAAAGAAGUGUCAGAAGGCUCGUGAGCACUUUGGUACAGUGAGGACACAGAUGGAGUCUCUGAAGACCAAGUUUCCUGCUGAUCAGUAUUACAGGUUUCAUGAGCACUGGAGGUUUGUGCUGCAGCGGCUGGUGUUCCUGGCAGCAUUUGUAGUCUACUUGGAGUCAGAAACAUUAGUGACCCGAGAAGCUGUUGCAGAAAUACUUGGGAUUGAAGCUGAUCGAGAACGGGGCUUUCACCUGGACAUUGAAGAUUAUCUUUCUGGUGUAUUAACUCUGGCCAGUGAGCUGGCCAGGCUGGCAGUGAACAGUGUCACAGCUGGGGACUAUUCUCGCCCUCUCCGCAUCUCAACCUUUAUCAAUGAGCUGGAUUCUGGCUUCCGCCUCCUCAACCUGAAGAACGACUCCCUGAGGAAACGCUACGAUGGCCUGAAAUAUGACGUCAAGAAAAUUGAGGAAGUGGUUUACGACCUGUCGAUCAGAGGACUCAGUAAGGAGGCAACAGUUGGUACAGGCGGGGAGAAGUGAAGGGAAGGAUGCUCGUUGGAACAGCAUCAUCGAUUACCUCAGAUGGUUGCCAAUUUAGGAAGUACCUAGAGAAGCCUUCCUACAGUAGUUUAGAAGAACUGCAGCUCAACGCUGCUCUCUAUUUUCUUAUAAAAGGUGUAGUACAGAUGUUAGAUGUUUUGUAAAAUCAUGUCUAGAUUAGGACAGGAGACUGUUUCCAGUGGAAUUCCUCUGUCAAACACACGGUGCCACUCUCUGCACAGCAGCAAUAGAAGUCAGUAACUCCCAUGAGCUGAGAUUCCCAUUAGUUCUGUAAGUGUUGCUUCCCUGCUGUCAGGGAAGUGCUGUGGCUGUCUCUGCUCACGUACCCUCAGAGGUGUGUGCACAGCACACAGCUCAGUACUGACAUAUGAGAUCUUCUAAGAAACACAGUGUGUAAAUACUGGCCUUUUUUUAAGAUACAUUUUUUUUCCUUUUUGUUUCUUAAAUUUUCAUCUAUGUAAGUUGAACACAUUUGCAUAACUGUUUAUGAACCAGAUCUCUUUUUUAAUGGUUUCUGUUAACGUACCCCCUGUAAUUGAGAAAUUGGUGAAAAUACUUCUGAGAAUUCCUAUUGGAACUGGUGUCUUGCACCCUAGCAUAUCUCUUUUCUCCUCUCUCUCUCAUAUUUUUUUUUCUUUCCACCAAUAUUUCAGUUACCGGGGAGAGCAAGGUUUUCUUAGGCACCUGCUUUCUCUGUCUAGUAUUUGUUUUACUGGCAUGAGUAAAUGCAGUGUUUUAAAUGAUGAUUUGCCUUGAGAACUCAGUGUAACCAAUUUUUAUGUUUUUUUAACUUCCAAGUUUUCUGAAUAGAGAAGUGUAAACUGACAAACUGCAGGUGGUGUCUGAGUUGUAAUAACCUGUACAGGCCACAGCUGUACCUGUAUCAUGGGAUUAAAAACAAAAAACCACCACGAAACUAUAGUUGGUGUAGUAAAAUGUUUGUAUAUCCAGAAACAGGGAAGUUGCUGCUUUCAGGUAAGUAUGUAAGAUGUUUGCAAACACCAACAGUCUCUUUGACGUAUGGAAGUGGACAGAGUCAUACCUCCCCAUGUGUUCAUUCUCUUCUCCUAAAUGACUUUGAGUUUUGCCAUUCUCCUACUCCUGGUGGUGCAGGAGGGUUAAGGAGAACAGCUAACUUAGGAGGAGGAGGAAUACUUCAGAGGAUGAAUGGGAAUGGUCAAGUUUCUGCGGGGUUUGUUAGCAUUUCGGUUUCUUAGAGAAGAUUUACCACUGAGUUACGGGGUUGUUUUGUUUAUUGGAAGAACAUGGUUUCUUGGUUAUUUUGGCCAAUAAAAGCUGUUCUUUGAUUAUG
Molecule: messenger RNA, 2220 nt
Organism: Taeniopygia guttata (zebra finch)
Lineage: Eukaryota; Metazoa; Chordata; Aves; Passeriformes; Estrildidae
Gene: TSN
Product: translin
Biological process (GO): RNA metabolic process
Molecular function (GO): sequence-specific DNA binding; single-stranded DNA binding; RNA binding
Source: RefSeq, a predicted model, not a curated record